Pleurotus ostreatus (oyster mushroom) is the source of this 1065-nucleotide messenger RNA. RefSeq names its product methylglyoxal reductase (NADPH-dependent) gre2. NCBI's taxonomy places the organism in Eukaryota, Fungi, Basidiomycota, Agaricomycetes, Agaricales, Pleurotaceae. The transcript has 7 exons. The coding region runs from base 1 to 1065 and encodes 354 amino acids. The record is from RefSeq and is a predicted model, not a curated record. Gene Ontology annotation, molecular function: oxidoreductase activity, acting on the CH-OH group of donors, NAD or NADP as acceptor.
AUGCCAACCAUCGCACCCGGAAGUAAAGUUCUUGUAACUGGCGCGACCGGUUUCGUCGGUGCUUGGGUUGCCCGCAAUCUACUCGAGAAGGGUUAUUCAGUUCGCGCCGCCGUACGAUCAGCGAGCAAAGUCAAAUAUCUCACUGAGUACUUCAAAUCAUAUGGCGACAGGUUCGAAACCGUAAUCGUAGGAGAUAUGUCGAAGGAUGACGCGUUCGAUGAAGCUGUGAAGGGUGUUGACGGGAUUGAGCAUAUUGCUUCGCCGGUUCAUCUCAAUGCUGACGAUCCUCAAGAACUCAUCGGCCCGGCUGUCAGCGGUACAGUUGGUAUUCUGAACAGUGCCUUACGAAACAACCCGACGCUCAAACGUGUUGUCGUAACGUCCUCGGGUGCAGCUGUGCUCGAGCUACUCCCAGAACCAAAAGUGUUCUCUGAGCUCGAUUGGAAUCACCAAGCUGUCAGGCUGGUCGAGGAGCAGGGGCGGUCGGCGGCGAACAUGACCAAAUAUCGGGCCUCGAAGGUGCUCGCAGAGACAGCGGCUUGGGAGUUCGCUAAGGCUCACAAAGGGGAGAUCAGCUGGGACAUUACUGUCGUCAUUCCUCCAUACGUGUUCGGCCCAGUCAUACAUGAAGUAGCCUCACGCGAAGCUCUUAACACGUCUUCUGCUCAUCUUCUCGAUCUUCUGUUAACGCCAUCUACCUCACCAAACGCCAUGUCCACUGAGGCCCUGACGACGACCGGAUCCUCCUGGAUCGAUGUUCGCGACUUGGCAGAAGCUCACACGAGGGCGCUCGAGAGGGCCGAAGCAGGGGGAGAGAGGAUUAUCGUGUGUGUGGAGCCUUUUGUCUGGCAGGACUGGAUCGACGCGGCGCAAAGUCUCUCUCCUCCUGUGGCCCUGCCACCGCACUACCAACUCGCUGUCGGCGUACCAGGCGGCGGAAAGAAUGCCGUCUACAAGAUUCGUUUCGACACUUCGAAGGCGGCUAGAAUCUUGGGGAUCAAGUACCGUUCGAAAGAAGAACCAGUCAGAGCUCUUUUAGAGGAUGUCGUUUCCAAGGGCUGGUAA